AUGGCUUCAUCCCAGGGCCAGAUCAAUAUCGCCGACCUCGACGUUCCACAACUAGCGGAUGUUCGACGACAGCUUGAGGAAGAGCUGAACCACCUCUCAAAUUCGUACGCACAGCUACGACAGGCGCAGGCCAAAUUCCGCUCUUGCAUUGACAACGUCGCGGAGGUGAAGCCGGCGAAUAAAGACAAGACUGUUCUCGUCCCUCUCACCAACUCGCUCUAUGUUCCCGGGAAGCUGACCGAUGUGGAAAAUGUGAUCGUGGAUGUUGGAACGGGAUACUUUGUGAAGAAGACGCGCGCAGAAGCUACCAAACAUUACGAGUCCAAGGUCGAAUACAUCCGGACGAACCUCGAAGCGCUACAGGAGACGAUCCAGAAGAAGCAGGAAAACAUGAACUACCUCAUCAACAUCCUCCAAAUGAAGCUCCAGCAACAGGCGGGUGGGAAGGACGGAAAAGCCAGUUGA
Epithele typhae is the source of this 465-nucleotide messenger RNA. RefSeq names its product Prefoldin alpha subunit. Bases 1 to 465 code for a protein of 154 amino acids. The transcript has 5 exons. Lineage: Eukaryota; Fungi; Basidiomycota; Agaricomycetes; Polyporales; Epitheliaceae. Gene Ontology annotation, cellular component: cytoplasm; prefoldin complex. Gene Ontology annotation, biological process: protein folding; regulation of DNA-templated transcription. The record is from RefSeq and is a predicted model, not a curated record.